Phytomonas sp. Hart1 is the source of this 408-nucleotide messenger RNA. The record is from the annotation of a GenBank genome assembly. NCBI's taxonomy places the organism in Eukaryota, Euglenozoa, Kinetoplastea, Trypanosomatida, Trypanosomatidae.
AUGGACGGGCAGUUCACGAAGUUCCUCUCCGAGGUUCUCAACCGCGCCCGGCAGGACGGCUGCGGGCGCGUGAUCAUCAUCACCAGCACGGCCGCCAACGCGAUCAUGAGGAAGAGCGUCGAGGUUAACAACCGCCGCGAGAAUGGGAUUCAGGUCCAGCUCUUCGAGGAGGCCGAGCUCGCGGUGAACAUCACCAAACACGAGCUCGUGCCCACCCACACCCCGCUUGAGCCGGAGGAGGUCAAGAUGGCCCUCCAGGCCCACGCCCUCGAGCUCCAUCAGCUCCCUCGCAUGCUCGCAAGCGACCCCGUCGCCGCCUACUUCGGCCUCGAGCGGGGGCAGGUCGUGCGGAUCGAGCGGAAAAGUACUUCGGCCGGCCUCUACGUGACCUACCGCCAGGUCGUCUGA